AAUUCGCACAAGAUUUGUACUUUGAACAAAGUACUCCAUAUCAAAUCAAAUACCAUGAAAGUAAGGAAUUAGGAUAAGGCCUUACAUACAAACUUAUACAAGUUUCAAGGAACAAAGCAGCGGCUCUAAGGCCCGUCCACUGUCCAACCUAAGUAUGAAGUUUGAAGUCUAGGGCACUCAAAUCCAUUCUUCUCUCCUCUUUCACUCCCCUUCUUCUCGACUUCUCUCCUUUUCGCUAUCUGAAAAUCUUUCGGUUGAAUAAUGGCUGAACCAUCUAAGGUUAUUCAUGUACGUAAUGUUGGACAUGAAAUUUCUGAGAAUGAUUUGCUUCAGCUCUUUCAACCAUUUGGGGUUGUCACAAAACUUGUGAUGUUGCGUGCAAAAAAUCAGGCUCUUGUUCAAAUGCAAGAUGUUCCGUCAGCCGUCAAUGUGCUACAAUGCUACACCAAUACUCAACCCGCUAUUAGGGGAAGGAAUGUUUAUAUUCAAUUCUCAUCACAUCAAGAAUUAACGACAAUGGAUCAAAAUGCACAGGGGCGAGGGGAUGAGCCCAAUCGAAUUCUUUUAGUUACAAUUCAUCAAAUGAUCUAUCCAAUAACUGUGGACGUGCUACAUCAAGUUUUUUCUCCUCAUGGAUCUGUGGAGAAGAUUGUCACAUUUCAGAAGUCAGCUGUUUCUUCUGCAUAUGCUUUUUCUGUAGGUUUCCAAGCCCUUAUCCAAUAUGAAUCACGUCAAAGCGCGGUUACCGCUCGAAAUUUGCUUCAGGGACGCAAUAUCUAUGACGGUUGUUGCCAACUGGAUAUCCAAUUUUCAAAUCUUGAAGAGUUGCAAGUGAAUUAUAACAAUGAGCGAACAAGGGAUUUCACAAAUCCAUCCUUGCCUUCAGAACCAAAAGGCAGAUCUCCUCAGCCUGGCUAUGCAGAUGGUGGUGGUUUGUAUUCUUUUCCGGCAGGUGGUGCACCUGUUGCAUUUCCACAGAUGGCAAACCAUGCAGCUAUUGCGGCUGCGUUUGGUGGUGUUUUCCCCCCUGGAAUUACAGGAACGAAUGACAGAUGCACAGUCCUUGUUUCUAAUCUUAAUCCUGAUAGAAUAGAUGAGGAUAAACUUUUCAAUUUAUUCUCUCUUUAUGGGAACAUAGUGAGGAUUAAACUUCUUCGUAACAAGCCUGAUCAUGCCCUUGUUCAAAUGUGUGAUGGCUUCCAAGCGGAAUUGGUUGUUUAUUUUCUGAAGGGAAUUCAACUCUUCGGCAAAAGAUUAGAUGUUAACUUUUCCAGAUACCCUCAAAUCACAUCAGGAGCCGACACCCAUGAAUAUCUCAACUCGAACCUUAACCGAUUCAACCGCAAUGCAGCCAAGAAUUACCGCUACUGCUGUUCUCCUACUAAAAUGAUUCACUUGUCCUCAAUUCCCCAGGAUAUCACCGAGGAAGAGAUAGUGAGUCACUUGGAGGAGCACGGUACUAUUGUUAGCAACAAAAUUUUUGAGACUAAUGGCAAGAAGCAAGCCCUUGUUUUGUUCGAGAAUGAGGAGCAAGCAACUGAAGCCCUUGUCUGCAAGAAUGCUACCACCCUUGAUGGUUCGGUCAUUCGCAUCUCAUUCUCUCAGUCACAGGCAAUCUAAAGACUGAUAUGAUCAAUCGACGAGCCUGUGUUUCACUUUCACAAUUGUAAACCAUCAUGGUACGGUGUCGACUGUGGAGUGUUCGUGGGAACUCUGUAUUUUUAUCCUUUUUAAUGCACUUAGGUUUAUCACCAUUUCUUUUAUAUCGCUCACAUCUUUUCGUUCUUGAAUGUAUAUUUGCUGGUUUGCUGCUCGAAGAUCAUUACUUAUAAGUCUAGACUCUACUGUUUUCUGUCGCAUGUAUGCAUUGCUUAAAUUUGUAUACCAGAUCAUUUCUUUUGCAAAUAUAUUAUUGAAAGUAUUAGAAAUA
Molecule: messenger RNA, 1930 nt
Organism: Amaranthus tricolor (Joseph's coat)
Lineage: Eukaryota; Viridiplantae; Streptophyta; Magnoliopsida; Caryophyllales; Amaranthaceae
Product: polypyrimidine tract-binding protein homolog 3-like
Exons: 15
Coding region: 262-1620 (452 amino acids)
Biological process (GO): regulation of RNA splicing; mRNA processing
Cellular component (GO): nucleus
Molecular function (GO): mRNA binding
Source: RefSeq, a predicted model, not a curated record